Molecule: messenger RNA, 1147 nt
Organism: Odontomachus brunneus
Lineage: Eukaryota; Metazoa; Arthropoda; Insecta; Hymenoptera; Formicidae
Gene: Vps60
Product: charged multivesicular body protein 5
Exons: 4
Coding region: 169-834 (221 amino acids)
Biological process (GO): vesicle budding from membrane; late endosome to vacuole transport via multivesicular body sorting pathway
Cellular component (GO): multivesicular body
Source: RefSeq, a predicted model, not a curated record
ACUAUAACGUUGGCUAUCCUGUGUCUACAGUUUCGUCUGUCGCUGUAUUACGUAGCUGUCUCGUUUAUCCACCUCAUUCUUGUCAAUUGGCCCUGACAUUUCGACUGCAUACGAAAGGAUCUACGUAAAAAUUGUCUUGUCGUGCAGUAUCAACGUUAAUUCGCGAAAAUGAACAGGCUCUUCGGACGCGCUAAAGCCAAAGAACCUCCACCGAACAUCACGGACUGUAUCGCUGGGGUUGACAGUAGGGCGGAUUCCGCGGAGAAGAAGAUAGCCAGGCUAGAUGCGGAGCUGAAGAAAUAUAAAGACCAAAUGGUUAAAAUGAGAGAUGGUCCAGCUAAGAAUGCAGUAAAGGCCAAAGCUUUGCGUAUACUAAAACAGCGAAAGAUGUACGAGGGUCAGGUGGACAAUUUGCGGCAGCAGGCAUUUAAUAUGGAACAAGCAAACUAUGCUACUCAGACCUUAAAAGAUACUCAAGCAACUGUGGUUGCUAUGAAGGAAGGGGUCAAGCAAAUGCAAAAAGAAUUCAAAAAUAUUAAUAUUGAUCAAAUCGAAGAUCUACAAGAUGAUUUAGCGGAUAUGUUAGAACAAGCUGAUGAAGUACAAGAAGCGAUGGGUCGUAGUUAUGGAAUGCCAGAGAUUGAUGACGAUGAACUUGCAGCUGAAUUGGAAGCUCUUGGUGAUGAUCUUGCUUUGGAUGAAGAUUCCAGCUUCUUAGAUGAUGCUAUUAAAGCACCUAGUGCACCGGAUAAAGAACCUGGAGCGAAUUCUGCGAAGAACAAGGAUGGUGUUCCUGUCGACGAGUUUGGAUUGCCGCAAAUACCUGCCAGUUAAGUUUGAGCGUAUCAAAAUAUAUCUAAUUGGAUAAAAAAAAAUGUAAGCUUUAAGAUAUUCACAUGCAUGCCCAAAGACACUUGAUCCUCUGAGGAUCUAAGACAAAAGCUUUUCUGAUCAACACCCCGGACACAUCAUGAAUAAUGCUCUAACAAAGUUUUUGUUGAUGAAAACAGUCUUGCAACAGAUAUAUUUAGUUCAGUACUAAUAAGAUUUUGUUACACUGGUCUUUAAAGCUACUAUUUUUAUUAAAUUAGAGUUAUGUUGUACAUAUAUAUAUAAGAAAAUUAAUAAAUAUUGAUAAUAUUGACAA